UUAACCCUGCCCCGACCCCGCCAUGGAUAUCGUACGAGCCGCCAGCGAUAUGUUCUGGUCGACGAAGAUUUGGCUGCCGCCGAAUAUCACCUGGGAAGACAUUCGGCCCGGCGUACGACCGGAUGUCAACCACGCCGACUACCGGCACCUGAUCUAUCCGAUUCCGCUGGCCGUCGUCAUCAUGAUGCUUCGGUCGCUGGUCGAACGGUUUUGGAUUGCACCGAUCGGCAAAGCAAUUGGUAUCAAGAGCACUGGACCAAAGCCACCGAAAGCUAACAAAACGCUCGAAGCAGCGUACAAUUCCAACAACCGGCUGAACCACAAAACGACGUUGCGCCUCACGAAGCAGCUGGACAUGACGGAGCGACAGGUGGAGUACUGGUGGCGGCGGCGCCGGGCCCAGGACAAACCGACGACGCUGGUGAAGUUUUGCGAAACCUCGUGGCGGUGCAUCUACUACACGUACAGCUUCAUCUUCGGUUGCAUCGUAAUGUGGGACAAAUCGUGGCUGUGGGACAUCAAGCAAUGCUGGUACGGCUACCCGCACCAGUCGGUGUCGAACGACAUCUGGUGGUACUACAUGAUCUCGAUGGCCUUCUACUGGUCGCUGACCGCAUCGCAGUUCUUCGACGUGAAGCGAAAAGACUUCUGGCAAAUGUUUGCCCACCACAUGAUCACGAUCCUGCUGAUGGCCCUUAGUUGGGUCUGCAACCUGCACCGAGUCGGCUCGCUCGUCCUCCUCGUCCACGAUUGUGCUGAUAUUUUCCUCGAGUCGGCGAAGCUGACCAAGUACGCCCAGUACCAGAAGGUGUGCGACACCAUCUUCGCCUUCUUCACCGUGAUCUGGAUCAUCACGCGGCUCAUGUUGUACCCGCGCAUCAUCUACAGCUCGUCGGUCGAAGCACCCCAGAUACUGCCGAUGUUCCCGGCGUACUACAUCUUCAACACGCUGCUCAUACUGCUGCUGGUGCUGCACAUCGGCUGGACGUAUUUGAUUCUUCAGAUCGUGGUAAAAGCAAUCAAAGCAGGACAGAUGGAGGGUGACGUGCGGUCCAGUUCCAGUGACGAAAUCUCCGAUAGUUCGGAAAAUUCUCGCCCAACCCUGUCGAACGGUGGAACGCCCAAAAAGCCGGCGACACCAAGCAAGAACGGGACGACGGACCGACGGAUGGGUCAGUAAAGGAACGGUGUCUCGCAUUGAGGCACACCACCCGGGCCAUCACUACUCAUCACCAUGAAGCUGGAACAUCACGACGAUGGCAGGCGCAGCUGCCUACGGUGCUGCUGCUUUUGCUGCUUUUGAGUGUUACGGCAGGCAAGCCACGGAACAAAAACCCCUGUACCCACAUAUGAAGCAAGGAACAGCCCAUUUAUCCUACUACUUGUUACUGCUCCCUCCUCCUGCUCCUUGUUGCGAUCGACUACCUAUUAUUGGUAAAAACAAACAAAACACAAACACUUUUAUUGGACCUAAACAAACGUGCGUGCAACAACGCCGUGGCCUUCGCCACAGCAGGGUCUCUUCUGCUACCCAUGGCGAUGUUGUUUGGUGCAUAACUAAUGAGAGAGAUGGAUGGUCCACGUUUCGAUCAAGCAACAAGCAAACUACCAAAACGUAAACGCCGGCGGAGGACUACUUUUCACGAUUCUUGUAUGGUUUUCACAGCGCUCCGCAACCAACCCUUUUUAGGAUAAAAUGUUUAAAUGAUAGAGUGAUAGUUUGUAAGAAAAGGGGGUUAAAAAAGCUGACGAAGGGAGCAUGAGAAAGCAGAGGGAUGGACUUCGACACGUUGGGCGUUAGAUUAGAGAAGAAGAUCCCUUAAAGCGACUACAACACGGGGUCUGAGGGGGGACUGAGGCGCAAAACAAUGUGAAACCUAAAGAAACGGUAGAGAGUAAGGUAUUUAUUAGCUUAGUAAAUUGGCAGAAAACAAAACAAAUCCAAGCGCCGCUAUUCAUCAGCGGGACCGGGUUGGGCCGGACGAAGCAGACAGUGGACAAUCGGGACAUCAUAAUGAACCGACGGUGACGAUCGAUCCGAAGAGAGAGAGAGAGAUAGAGAGUGUGAUCGCUGUUGCUGCCGCUGCGACAGUUUGUGUUGAAGCAAACGAGCUUCGCGCGGGCGAUAAUAAACUGUUUGUACAUUACUCUGCUACACUAGAAGCGACUAAACAAAUCAAACCGAAACAGAUCGAAAUCCAGAUGGGCAAGCGGUGGGCCCCCGGCAGUUGGCCAUUCUAAGUUGACUACGGCAUGGAGGUUAAUUGCAACAAAAUCCAUUUUUGGAUAUCUAUCUAAAACAUAGCGAGAGACCAACACCGAACCGAACACAUUCCGUUACCGCUUCGAUUCGUGCGUGCAAACUAUGAUUAAGAAUGUU
Messenger RNA from Anopheles cruzii, 2380 nucleotides. RefSeq names its product ceramide synthase 5. Gene Ontology annotation, biological process: ceramide biosynthetic process. The transcript is spliced from 5 exons. Lineage: Eukaryota; Metazoa; Arthropoda; Insecta; Diptera; Culicidae. The record is from RefSeq and is a predicted model, not a curated record. The coding region runs from base 23 to 1180 and encodes 385 amino acids. Gene Ontology annotation, cellular component: membrane. Gene Ontology annotation, molecular function: DNA binding; sphingosine N-acyltransferase activity.